AUGCCCUCCGAGAUCUACACCUGUGGUGAGAUGGCUGUCCUCAACCCAGCCAGCUCCCCUGGUGAGAGCACCAGCGACCGGCUUACGCUCUUGCUCUGCACCAACGCCAGUGGCUCAGAGAAGGCCCCACUGAGGGCAGUGGGGGAGAGCCCCCAGCCCCGCUGCCUGCGGGGUGUCAACCUGGGGCAGAUGCCCUGGAGCUACCGUGCCAGCAGCCUGGCCAGCAUGACCGCCUCCCUCUUCGCCGAGUGGCUGCGGGGGGUCCACGAGCUUUCCAACGUCAGGAUGGUCUUCAUCCCGUCAGCCACCACCCUUGUCCAGCCCCUGGACCGUGGCAUUGCCAGUGACCUCAAGGGCCACUACCGGCGCCGGUUGCUGAGGUGGCUGCCGGCAGAGCGUGGUGUGGGGCAGCCGACCCUCCUGGAUGUUCUGCACAUGCUGGCACAGGCGUGGGGUGAUGUGCACCCCGGGCACAUUGCCAGCUGCUUCCGUGCUGCUGGCUUCAGCCCCGAUGCCAGUACUGAGGCCCCAACACGUGGCUUGCUCAGCCAGGAGCAGCUGGAGCACCGCACGCUGAAGGACAAGGAGCUGGAGUGUGAUGGGGAGCCAGCAGACGGGGACGAGGGGACAGCAGAUGGCGAAGAUGGUGGAGAGCUGGCAGCGGUGCAGCCCUGCCCCUCGGAGAGGGAGGUGUGGCGGAGCCUGGCCACACUGCGGCGGUACCUGGAGUGCCAGGCCACCUCACCAGACCUCUUCCAGGCCUUCUAUGAACUGGAGGAUGCUGUGCACAUGCUGUCGGCUG
Molecule: messenger RNA, 802 nt
Organism: Nestor notabilis (Kea)
Lineage: Eukaryota; Metazoa; Chordata; Aves; Psittaciformes; Psittacidae
Product: tigger transposable element-derived protein 3-like
Exons: 2
Cellular component (GO): nucleus
Molecular function (GO): DNA binding
Source: RefSeq, a predicted model, not a curated record